AUGGCGGGCAAAAAGAAGGCGCGCGGCCAUCGAGGCGGAGGCGGCCGCGCGGGGGCCGGGCGGCAUCGGCGGGACGAGGAGGAGGAGGACGAGGAGCUGCGCGCGCAGCAGCUCGACGAGCUCACCGCCAUGUACGCCCCGCCGCACCCCUGUCAACGGACCUCCGCCAUCUUCGCGGACGACUUUGAGCUGCGCGCGGAGCGGCCGCUGGUGGAGUAUGCGCUGCUGCUGCGCCCGCACUACUCCUUCGCCGCCCACGCCAACCUCGACGCCGUCUCCCUCCACCUCGUCGUCAGGCAAGCCCCUCCCCAGGCAAGCCCGCCCCCAGGCAAGCCCGCUCCCAGGCAAGCCCGCUCCCAGGCAAGCCCGCUCCCAGGCAAGCCCGCUCCCAGGCAAGCCCGCUCCCAGGGAAGGUCGUGGUAUGUGGCAGGAUAUCCGAGGCGGGCGUUGAAGCUGCGAGUGGAGGCGCGGGAGGGGCUGGAGCAGGAGGACGUGGUGGAGCUGGUGGCGCUGCUGCACGACCAGGCAGGCAGCGAUGGGGAGGAGGCAGAAGGCGAGGCGGCGGGCGGGGAGGAGGGGUGGGAGGAGGAGGGGUGGGCGUGGGAGGACAGUGUGGACGCGGGGCUCUUCUCCGACCCCCUCUCUGCCCUCCCCCUCGCCCCCGCUGCCUGGCCCCCUGGCCCAGGCACUGCAGGCGCAGGCAGGGGCAGGGGCAGAGGCAGGGGCGCAGGCAGGGGCAGAGGCGCGGGGGGCAGUCAGGAGGGCGGAGCUGGGAGGGGCGAGGUGGGGGGUGGAGGGCGAGGGAAAGGAAGAGGAGCGAGUGCAGGAGGAAGAGGGGGCCUCGGUGGCAGGCCAGGGGGAGAGGGGCGAGGCACAGAAGCUAGGGAGGGAAGGAGUGGAGGUACCGCUUUGGCUGGUGGUGGCGGUGGUGUGGGGAGGCCGGGUGGCGUGGGUGGUGCGGUGAAGAUGCAAAGGCAGCAGAGUGAAGAAGCAAGCGAGUCGUCACACGAGGGAGAGGAGGGGGAUGACGACGAGGAGGAGGAGCAGGAGAGUGGAGAGGAGGAGAGCCAAGGCAGCGGCGGCAGAGGGAGGCAGAGGGGCAGGGGGCUGUGGCAGCAUGGGGGCGACAGUGCAUCCGAUGGCUCUGCCUCCCACACCACCACCCCCUCCACUGCCCCCUCACCAUCCAGCAGCGCGUGGCCGCUGGGGUGUUCUGCCGUGACCCUGUCAGCGUCGGGGGGCGGGGAGGAGGACACUCAGGGGUCGGUGGGCGAACUAAUCCGGCGAGUGAGAGAGGGGCUCAGGAGCAUGCAGGUGCUGGCCGAGGUGGAGCAGCUGGUGGGGCAUCAGAGGAGCACGGCGAGGCACAGGGGAUCAGGGGGCGGGCGCACGCAGCAGGACGGUGGUGGUGAUGGAGGGGAUGAGGAGGAGGGGGAGGAGGACGAGCAGAGUGAGGAGGAGGAGGAGGAGGAUGAUGAGGAGGAGGAAGAGAGUGAAGGAAGGAGUUUUUCAACGGAUGGAGGGACGGCAGUGGGUGCAGAUGGGAGGGAUGCAGCGCAGGGAGCCACUGCAGCUGCAGCUGCGGCUCACCUACUGCGCAUGGUCACCAGCCACAACGGCCCUCUGCCCCACGCCCUGCCUGCCCUCACCUCUCAGCUGCACGCUCUUGAGGUGAUACCGCAGUGGGUGGCGGAUCUGCUGCACCAUGACCCGCGCCUCAUCGACCGUGCCUUCCACCGCGUCUUCAGCAAGCCUGCCCGCCGCCUCACUGCGCACGCCCAUGCAGACCCAUCCGUGAGCUUUCCUGCCAUGCCAUGUGCGCCACCUGUCCCUGCUUUCUCUCACGCUCCCUCCACCCAUCCUGCCCAUGCAUGUGUGCAUGCACCGGUCCAGCCGUGCAACGGGCGCUGCAGCGGUUCUGGUCGGCCAGUGCGGAGGGCGAGGGCAGCGCUGCAGAUGCAGCAGCACAGGCGUCGGGGUCGCGCUACCUCUCAGACUUCGAGGAGGUCGCCAUGCUGGGUGGGUGAGGCGAUGCCAUGCUGGGUGGGUGAGGCCAUGCCAUGCUGGGUGGGUGAGGCCAUGCCAUGCUGGGUGGGUGAGGCCAUGCCAUGCUGGGUGGGUGAGGCGAUGCCAUGCUGGGUGGGUGAGGCGAUGCCAUGCUGGGUGGGUGAGGCCAUGCCAUGCUGGGCGGGUGAGGCCAUGCCAUGCUGGGUGGGUGAGGCCAUGCCAUGCUGGGUGGGUGAGGCCAUGCCAUGCUGGGUGGGUGAGGCCAUGCCAUGCUGGGUGGGUGAGGCCAUGCCAUGCUGGGUGAGGCCAGUCCGUGCCUUUCUUGCUCUGUAUGCCGUCUCCCCUGGCAAGGGCGGGUUUGGGUCGGUGGUGCUGUGUGUGAACAAGCUGGACGGGCGCAAGUAUGCCAUCAAGAGGAUUCCCCUCCGGGGCAAGAGCCCCGCCCUCAACUCCAAGAUCCUCAGGGAGGUGGCGACGCUGUCACGGCUGCAGCACCAGCACGUGGUGCGCUACUACCAGGCCUGGUUCGAGACCGGGGCCGGCCGCUCCACUCGCCACCUGCCCGCGCACACCGACACAGACAGCAUGGAGGGCAGCGCGAGCCCCACUGCGAGCACGUCGCUGGCGUCGGCAUCGGAGUGGCUCACUCGCGAUGCAGACCUCACCCACUCCCACAGCUUGCCGGGGGGGAGGGACGGCAGGAAUGGGGGUGAGGCGGAAACGACGUACCUGUACAUUCAGAUGGAGUACUGCCCCAGGUGCGUUCAGAUGGAGUACUGCCCCAGGUGCGUUCAGAUGGAGUACUGCCCCAGGUGCGUUCAGAUGGAGUACUGCCCUAGGUGCGUUCAGAUGGAGUACUGCCCUAGGACGCUGCGGCAGGUGUUGGAGGCGAGGGGGGGGGACGAGGUGGAUGGCGCGUGGGCGUGGAGGGUGGUGCGGCAGGUGGUGGAGGGGCUGCUGCACGUGCACGGGCAGGGCAUCAUCCACCGCGACCUCACUCCCAACAACCUCUUUGUUGACCCGCGUGGGGACAUCAAGAUCGGCGACUUCGGCCUCGCCAAGUUCUCGGAGCUGGGGGAGGGGGUCGAUGCUGCAGACGCUGGAGAAGAGGCAGAAAGGGAAUUGAGUCCCGAAGGGGGUGCAGAAAGGGGGGGGAGGGAAGGGGGCCCCAUGGGGGAGAGGCGGCAGUCGGCGACGGGGCAGGUGGGGACGUACUUCUACACGGCACCCGAGGUGGAGCAGGGGUGGGCGCACGUGGACGACAAGGCAACUGGGUGGGGUGGGCAGGUGGACAUGUGGAGUGUGGGCGUGGUGCUGCUGGAGUGUUGGCACCCCUUCCACACGGCCAUGGAGCGCGCUCACACGCUCUCAGCCCUCAAGCUGCACCGCACCAUUCCACAUGAGUGGGCGCUCAAGCACCCCCAGGUGGCAGAGCUGGUGAGGCGGCUGCUGAGUCCGCUACCCAGUGACCGCCCGUCAGCAGCAGAGGUGUUGCGAUGCGACCUCAUGCCGCCGCGCAUGGAGGAUGAGGCGCUCAACGGUGGGUGCUUGCACACCACAAACGGUGGGGGUGGGGGGUCACUCUCACUGCCCGCGCUCCUUCUAAACUCCCAUGCUGCAACCUUUCCUGCCUGCACACAACCUUCCCUGCAUGGCUUCCCUGCUGGUGUAUCCUGUGUUCACUCCCAUGACCGUCGCCCUUCCCUCACUCGUGUGUGCCGCUGCGCCCCCCCCCCUGCACUGCGCUGGGGGCGAGCAGGCAUACUGAGGGCCAUCCAGGCGCCGGGGGACGACUCCUCCUCCUCCUCUACUUCCUCGUCGGCGGUGUACGACCGCGUGCUCGCCGCCAUCUUCGCCCGCCUCCCCGCCACGCCUCCCUCCUCCGCGCCCACCCCGCCACCUGUGCGCACGCUGCAUGGGGGGGCCGGGGAGGAGGAGGAGUGGGAGCGGGGGGCGGUGCAGUGGACGGGGGCGAGGGAGGCGUUCAUGGCGGGCGUGCAGUGCAUCUUCCACCGCCAUGGCGCCCUGCGCUCCGACACACGUGUCGUUGACUUUGCCUAUCCCGACCGCCGCACCCAUGAGCUGGCGGUGCGGGUGGUGGACGCACAGGGCUCGCUGCUCUCACUGCGCUACGACACUCGACUCACCUUCGCCCGCUGGGUCGCCGCCACACAGACCUCGUCUCUGAAGCGCUUCCAGUUCUCCUCUGUGUUUCUCCGCGCUCCCGGUCGCCGCCCCCCUCAUGAUUAUCUGCAGGCAGACUUUGACAUUGUGGGAGGGACGCCGGUUCUGGCGGAUGCUGAAGCCAUCAAGGUGGCGGUGGAGGUGGUGGAGGGGAGUGGGGCGGCAUGGGGGGCGGUGGAGGUGCGGCUGAACCACCGCGACCUGCUGUGCGCCAUCUGGCAGUGGGCGGGGGUCACACGCCCGCAGGUCGCCAGUGUCGCCCAGUUGCUGGCGCUGCUGGGCGGCUCUCCCCCCACAGCCCCCUCCCGCAAGGCCGCUGUUUCUGUUCCUGUGCGCCGGCGUGUGUGGGUGAGUGGUGCGGUGCGGUGGCAGGGAGUGGGGCUGGGUGAGGCGGUGGUGGAUCGCCUGCAGGCGGUGGAGAAGCGCUUCAGUGGGCCGGCAGACGAUGCCAUGGCGCGCCUCGCAGGGGCGCUGCCACCAGGUAUGCGCUCACAGGGGCGCUGCCACCAGGUAUGCGCUCACAGGGGCGCUGCCACCAGGUAUGCGCUCACAGGGGCGCUGCCACCAGGUAUGCGCUCACAGGGGCGCUGCCACCAGGUAUGCGCUCACAGGGGCGCUGCCACCAGUGCGCCCUCCUCGUCCACCUCCGCGACCGCCUCCUCUUCCACCACCGCCCGAGCCACGUCCUGGUCCGCCCCCGCUGCUUUCGCCGGUGUUUGUUCCUUUGCGCGCAUGAACGGCAUUGAUGGAGGCAGAUUCACGCAGAAGGCCAGCCUCACUGUCAAGGAGCCAGUCGAUGGUAACAGCCACAGGAGGAGGACGGAUGUGCUGGGAGGUGAAAUUGAUGCGGUAAGUGUCGUAGUGUCCGUGAGGCGCCGAGCGAAGGAAGCAGCGUUGAGGGAGGAGUCCAGUGUGAUGUCUUGGAAGGUUCGGUCGGGAGUGGUGGGGCGUCGGGGGGGGGAGGAGCCUGGGAGUGGGGGCGGAGUGGGGGGGAGGCUAUUAGAGUCGGCGGGAGGUGCGCUGAGCGGCGCGAGGGGCACGGCUGAGCCGGCGGGAGGUGCGCUAAGUGGCGCAAGGGGCACGGCAGAGCCUGCGGGAGGUGCGCUGAGCGGCGCGAGGGGCACGGCUGAGCCGGCGGGAGGUGCGCUAAGUGGCGCAAGGGGCAGGGCAGAGCCGGCGGGAGGUAGAGGGCGCUGCCACCAGGUAUGCGCUCACAGGGGCGCUGCCACCAGGUAUGCGCUCACAGGGGCGCUGCCACCAGGUAUGCGCUCACAGGGGCGCUGCCACCAGGUAUGCGCUCACAGGGGCGCUGCCACCAGGUAUGCGCUCACAGGGGCGCUGCCACCAGGCCCACUGGUGGCGGCGGCACUGGGCGAGCUGGGAGAGCUGCUGGCGCUGCUGCGAGUGUGGGGCAUCCACCCCGCGUGCACCACCAUCGACGCCCUCAUGGCGCCCUCCCACCACUACUUCUCCAAAUGCUUCUUCCAGGUCUCCCCCACCCCCUUCUUCUUUCCCUUAAGCGCCCUCUUUGAUUUUGCUGCUCCUGUUUCCUUCCGUGCAUGUGACAUGCAGCCAUGGAAUGUCCACGCAAGGCACCUGCCGUCUCAACCUCCCCAUCACCAGCACCAGCAGCAGCACCCCGUAAACCCUAUCAGCACCCAGCGCACCACCCUGCCCUCUGAUGCUUCCUUGCCUGGCGCUCGCUCGCUCUCCGCCUCGCCCCCAUCCGCCCUGGCCGCCCCGUGGUCGUCCUCGCCACCCCUCUGCGUGGCUGUGGGCGGCCGCUACGAUGCCCUGCUGCUCCACCUCUCCUCCGCUGCUGCCGCUGGGAGAGGAGCGACAUGGGUAGCUCCACUGCAACGUCCCCAUAUUCCCCUAUUCUUCUUUCUUCAUUCCCUGUUUGCAUGUUGUUCCUUCUCCUUGUUCUCGCCUAGCUCUCGGGCAAGAGGGGCAGGAGGCAGUGGGGGGGGCAGUGGGGGGGGGAGUGGGGCGGUGGGGUUCAGUGUGGCGCUGCACAAGCUCAUGGCGCCGUCACACCCAACCACCCACCACACUUCCAGGCAGGCAGCGGUGGAUGUGCUCGUGUGCGCCAGGGGAGGGGCGGGGCUGCUCAGCGAGCGGAUGGAAGUUUCUGCGCGGCUGUGGGCGGCAGGAAUCAAGGCGGAGUAUGUGAGUGUGCGGGCACCCAGCCUGACGGAGCAGUAUGAGCACGCACACGAGCACGGCAUCAAGUGGCUCGUGCUUCUCACCGAUGCCGGCCUGCACACCCACUCUGCCAAGGUACGGCAUCUAGAUUUGAAGACGGAGGAGGAAGUGAGCCUUGAUGAUUUGGUCAAGUUCUUCCUCGACGCCCUGCCGUCUCUACCCACUUCUCGCCGCCGCGGGGCCACAGCACCAUCUGGUUCUGGCGCUGCUUGA
This is a messenger RNA of Closterium sp. Naga37s-1, 6609 nucleotides long. NCBI's taxonomy places the organism in Eukaryota, Viridiplantae, Streptophyta, Zygnematophyceae, Desmidiales, Closteriaceae. The record is from the annotation of a GenBank genome assembly.